Messenger RNA from Bradysia coprophila, 2097 nucleotides. RefSeq lists its product as uncharacterized. NCBI's taxonomy places the organism in Eukaryota, Metazoa, Arthropoda, Insecta, Diptera, Sciaridae. The record is from RefSeq and is a predicted model, not a curated record.
CGACAUUUUCCUUUCAAAGAAAAAUUAUUGAUUGCGCGGUGCUCGGUCGCCAUUAGUUUUAUUAAAAAUUUAGUUUUGGAUUGUAACAAAUUUAUCGAAUAUAAAGUGAAAAGUUUAGUGUGUGAAUGUCUAGUACAUGUUAACUAUACGGAAUAACAUUUAUUUGAAGUUGUUUUGUUCGAAUAGCCGGCUUGAUACAAUAAAAUAUAGGAAUCGUUCGGUGUCAGAUCAAGCUUCGCCUUUUUGCUCAUUUUCCAAACUUGAAUAAUUGACGUGCAGACGAAAUAAGUUUGUUGCCGGACCAGUCACAUUGAACCGAUUUUGUCUGUUUAUAACUAAAUUAGCAAAAUGGAAAACGGAGGCGUUCAAACUCCGUCAGUAAUUCCAUCGUCUGGUCCACCGAUGCGUGGUGGUUAUCGCGGUAGUAGAGGCGGCGGUCCAAUGAUGCGUGGUGGAUAUGAACGUGGAGGUUACCGAGGUCGUGGUAUGAUGCGUGGUGGACCAAUGGGAAUGCGUGGCGGUUUCCAUCCGGGUAUGAGAGGUCGAGGUAUAUUACGAGGCAUUCCACCAAGAGGUAUGGGCUUUCAGAGUGGGUUCCAUCAUCGUGGUGGUCCACCAAGAGGCUCAAUGAAUGGCAGAGGAAGACCGCCAAUGUAUAACAAUCAAGGUUAUCAUAAUCAACAAGGCUAUCCGCCUCCGAAUCAUAAUUCAGCUCCACCGCAGCAGUCACAAUCCUCUUCACAGGCUGAUUCAAUUUCAACGACACCGACAACCUCGUCUUCGCCAAUAACGUCUACCGCUGCGACUGUAUCACAGACGACGUCAACAACCACUCCACCGACGAACGGUGUAUCAAGUGGAACACCACAAAGUGUUAGUUCAUCUGGAAUGCCACCGUCACGAGGCACUCUAAGAGGAAGAGGUGCACCUGGAAUGAGUCGUGGUGGACGCGGCGGAAGUUACACACCAAAUAUCAAUGUGAGUGGCAAUGAUAUGCAAUCAUCCGGACCGCAACCACCGAAACCAUAUCGCGGUGGUCCACCGAGAGGCGGACGUGGAAGCUACAAUCCCGGAAUGCCUCGGCCUCCGCCAGUUAUUCAACCUGGAAUGACACAAGGUGCACCAGUGCCAGCAUUGAAAAGAGGACCACCAAUGGGCCCACCGAUGGGACCGAAACGUGGCCGAUACGAACAAGGACCACCAACUCGUCCAUAUGCGCCAAAGUAUCCGUCGUAUAGCCAGCAACAAGUUCCCACGCAUCCGCCACAGCACAACAGCUAUCAUAAUCCAUCACAGCCGCAAAGUUAUUACAAUCACCAUUCUGGCUACGAACAACCACCAGCCGAUCAAUAUGCGCAAAGCAGUUAUAGUGCUCCGCCGCCAUCAACCGGAUAUGCUUCGAAUGGAUAUUCUCAGAGUAGUUACGGCCAAGCACCGCCGCCUUCAAGCUACACUCCGAGUACCGAUUACGAUAGCAGUCAAUAUUCACAGGAUUAUAAUUCAUCGGGCUAUGCGCAACCAGACACACGUUAUCCGCAAAGUUACACCCAAGACUAUAACUCACAACAAUAUCCAAGCACGGCCGAUUACAGUCAGGCGCCACCGGACUAUUCGCAACCGGCCGCUCAAUACGACAGCCGAUCGUAUGGUUAUGACGCGAAUGCCUAUUCACAAGGUUAUGCAAAGACAGAUGCAUACCAAAGUCAUGCUGGUUAUUAUUGAAAAAAAUACAAAGAAAAUUGAAUAAACUGAAAAAAAACAUUUAAUAAAAAUCAAUGAUGCACUAAAUAAGAUAAAUAAUUGAUGGAUGACCCAAUAAAAAAGGAAAAAAAAUGCGAAAAAAACAUUAAGAAAAUGUUAACACGGAAAAUGUUUAAUAAAAAAAAAUAUUUACUAAAGUCCAUUGACUUAUAUCACAAGAAUAGAAAUGUCAUGCAACCCCGAACACCCCGAACGGAUGCUAACAAAUGAAAAACAAACCGUACGCUAAGUUGAAAGUUUAACAAGAAAGAAAAAAAUAAAAACACAAAAAACAUACUAGAGCCUCAUCAUCUGAUCGCAAACUAUAAUUAAAAGACCGACCACCGCAAAUUAUAG